Entamoeba invadens IP1 is the source of this 1404-nucleotide messenger RNA. RefSeq lists its product as hypothetical. The record is from RefSeq and is a predicted model, not a curated record. NCBI's taxonomy places the organism in Eukaryota, Evosea, Mastigamoebida, Endamoebidae. The annotation marks the transcript as partial. Gene Ontology annotation, biological process: regulation of miRNA-mediated gene silencing. The transcript has a single exon. Gene Ontology annotation, molecular function: nucleic acid binding.
AAUGUCAUCUACCCAAUUGAAAUUGGAAUUAGUUCAUAUAGACUUCACACUAAUAAAGAGGUGGGGACAUUCCAUCGACUGUUGUCACCAGGCCCGUAUCAAAACAUUUUCAAUCGAGCGUCUAAAAUCCACGGUAUUAAUCCAAAAAGCCCCGACUUGGACGGAAACUAUACCUUGAUAGCUUCUGAACUUAUCGAAUACUUUCAUCAAUUUCACACUCAGUUGGCCAUUUUUGUAUCGAAAGAAGAACAACUUGCAGGGGAUAAGAAAUGCCUUGUGGAAAUCUUUAACAGAGGAAUGAUAGACCUUCCUGAUAAUGUGAGAUUCAUCACACAUGUCCAACUCUUCACGUUAUGGACAAAGGUUUUCACACACAAAGUGGAGAACGUUAAUUUCAUGUUAAACCAAAUCUUCAAACAAUUAGAGUGCGCACAGAGAUGCACCUUCCAUCAGACAAUUGAUCCAAAAUUUCACUGCGCACUCUCGGACGCUAGACAUACAAGUCUGAUGGAAUUAAUUUGUCUCAAGCAUUUUCAGUGGGAAGUGGACGAAGAAAUCCAAGGCGAGAAGUUACCAAAGACCACUUUUGUUAAUAUGAAUUGGGAAGUAAAAAAUACUAUAAUUUGUUUUAUAGGCAUUGGAAUGUAUAAUGACGUGUUUCCUUCGGAAAUUGUGUUCACUUUGUAUGACCUCGACACGUAUAAAACUGAACAAAACAUUUUUUAUUUGGCACUGCCGGAAAAUUCUAAGUUCCAAUCAGAAACAGCAAAAACAAUUGAAAAUAUCAAAAAAACAGUCGGCGAAACUAAUGAAAUCGUUUUUGAAAAAAUUAAUCAUUAUAUAGACAAUCUGGCAUUACGUGGAAAAUCUGUGAUCAUCGUCAAUUUGAAGGGAGGAAUCGCAAAGUGCGUCCCAUCAAUCACGUCCGUUCAUAAAUUCUUGAACCUCCCCAUUUUGGACUUUCAAAAACAAAUUUUAGAAAAAAUGGCAAAGGAGAGGAAAACAUCAAAGCAAAAAGUACAGACGUUUACUAAUAUUGUGAAAAGCAUAAAUUUGCCAGAAAAUCACGUUUGUAUUGUACAUAUGAGAAGCCCGGCAGAUUGCGCCAAAAGACCAUCAGACGAAAUGGUUUCUGCGUUUUCUCACCUUUUUGAAGAUUAUGAUAAAACCGUUUUGGAAUUCGGUGUUGUUGAACCAGAAAAAGAGAAGGAAAAGAAAAAGAUUGAAUGCAUUAAAGUCGAGCCAAAAGAAGAUAAAAACGAAAAGAAAGAAAAGGACGAAGAGGUCUUUCACUGUAAAAACGAAGAUAAAGAACCUACUCCAAAAGAAAGGGAAAGACGGCCAAUCAAAACAGUUAAAAGAGCUACAAAAUCAUCCACCUACGCAAAGUUCCAUUUUGAAUAA